Molecule: messenger RNA, 834 nt
Organism: Pectinophora gossypiella (pink bollworm)
Lineage: Eukaryota; Metazoa; Arthropoda; Insecta; Lepidoptera; Gelechiidae
Gene: Prosbeta1
Product: proteasome subunit beta type-6
Exons: 4
Coding region: 113-787 (224 amino acids)
Cellular component (GO): proteasome core complex
Molecular function (GO): threonine-type endopeptidase activity
Source: RefSeq, a predicted model, not a curated record
GACAAAUGACAUUUGAUUUGACGUUUGACGUUGACAGUUUACAAACCGGAGGAAGCUAAAUCGUGACUUUCAGAAAUUAAUAUUUUGUUUAUUUCCAUUAUAAAUCAUAAAAAUGGCCGCGUCAGUGGUGAAUGCGUAUGCCGACCCCGAGAUGAGUUGGAUGAACGCUCCUCACAGCACGGGCACGUCGAUCAUGGCGUGCGAGUUCGAUGGUGGUGUAGUGAUUGGGGCCGACUCGCGCACCACCACCGGCGCCUACAUCGCCAACAGGGUCACUGACAAGCUCACAAAGAUCACUGAUCAUAUUUACUGCUGUCGCUCAGGGUCCGCUGCCGAUACCCAAGCGAUCGCUGAUAUUGUCAAGUACCACCUUAACUUUCACCGGAUGGAGCUGGGUGAGCAGCCACUGGUGGAGACCGCAGCAUCCAUCUUCAGAGAGCUCUGUUACAGCUAUAGGGAUCAGCUGGUUGCUGGUAUCUUGGUCGCCGGCUGGGAUAAGAAGAAAGGAGGUCAAAUCUACUCGGUACCCAUUGGAGGCAUGCUGCAACGCCAAGCAGUUUCUAUUGGUGGGUCUGGUUCCACCUACGUAUAUGGCUAUGUUGAUGCUCAUUUCAAGCCUAACAUGACCAAGAAACAGGCCAUGGACUUUGUCACCAACACGCUGACACUGGCCAUUUUGCGUGAUGGUUCGUCUGGUGGUGUGGUGAGACUCGGAGUCCUUACUGAGGCGGGUGUAGAGCGCUCUGUCAUCCUGGGUGACCAACUUCCUAAAUUCUAUGAAGGUUGAAUGUAGUUUUAGGGCUUUUUAAGGUAAUAAAAUUUUGGUAAACUUCA